UAUUCAUAAUAAUUUAGUGAUAAAAAUGUCAUAUUUCAUCUGUGGUCAUUGAUGUUAAAAAAGAGAGUCAUUUAGUUAAAAAUAUUUUCUAUACAGUCAGCAUUAGUUUUUCUGUAUCUUAUUUUGAAGGUGUAAUCUGUGUUCACAAUGCAUUGUGGGAAGCAGAAGCUACAGUCAGUUGGGAAAAAACGUUGUACAGAAAGCCUGCUUAUCCGUGUUUAAACUUCAUCUCCUGUGCCCUGAAUCUUUAUAUACACCAUCGAAAGCAAUGACUUUUCACUCAGCACUUUCAUCGAGCUAUUCAAGCCACAAUUGUAAAAGAUUGUAAGCUGUCGAGAAGACCGUAAUAAAGGAGUAAGACGCUCAGUUUCCUGGCUCAUGAAAAAUUAGUUUGGCUUGCUGUUGACCUGCGUUAACAUACACGGUGUAUCCAACACGUAGCGAUAACAGUACAGUGAAAAGUCACGUCAGCAGUUGGUGGAAGAUAAAGUUUAUGCCACAGCUAUGGAUGCCCACGGGGAGAAGGCAGAAGAAAUGGCUAACUCAGGAGACAAAGCAUCAUCAGAAGCUAGCUCCCAAUCCAAAUACUCUGGCUCCAAGCGCUCAUCUUCCAAGUUGUCCUCAAGGUCCAGUGUAUUAGAAGCAGCCAUCUUUGCAAGAGCUUCUGCUGAAGCUACAAACACCAAAGCCUUGUACAGUAAGAGACAACUGGAAAUUAAAAAGCAGCAAGCAAACCUGGAAAUGGAUUUACAGAUGUUAGAGAUAGAAAAAAAAGCUGUAGCCGCUAAGGUAAAAGCAGAGGUCCUGGAAGCUGCCGCAGCUGUCGAACAAGAAAAAGGAGAAAGUUUAAAAAGUUCAGUCCCACCACAAGUUACCAGACAGAGAACUAUGGAGUAUGUGCAACAUCAAAGCCAGCUAAAGUCACACCCGGCUGAAGAAGCAACACCUCAAGUCAAACUGACAGCAAAGGCACCAUCAUUCACUCCAAGGGAGCCAACCUGCUCUCCACCUGUACUCUCAAAAAUGUACACAGAGGAGGAAACUUUUGGCCCACCAAGAGAGUAUGUUGAACCGAAAAGUCACCAUGCUCCUCACAAUAGUGAUACACCUAUGGCUGACUUUGCUAAGUUCCUUGCACGCAGAGAGUUAAUCACAACAGGGCUCUUUAAGUUUGAUGACAACCCCGAAAAUUUUAGAGCAUGGCAGUCUUCAUUCUUAAAUGCAACUGGAGGCAUUGAUCUUACAUACAGCCAGCAGUUAGAUCUCCUAGUCAAAUGGCUCGGUAAAGAGUCCUCAGAGCAUGUUAAAAGAAUCCGGGCUGUUUAUACCAGUAGCCCCAAAGCUGCCUUCCAGUUGUCAUGGGAUAGGCUGGAGGAGUGUUAUGCUACACCUGAAGUAGUAGAGAAUGCCCUGUUUAAAAAACUGGACGGUUUUCCUCGCCUUACAAAUAGAGACAAUGUUAAACUUAGGGAACUGGGAGAUUUGCUCCUAGAGCUGCAGGUCACUAAAGACGAAGCCUACCUCCCAGGCCUUGCUUACCUUGACUCGCCACGCGGGGUUAAGCCCAUAGUGGAAAAGCUGCCUCCAAGCUUACAAGAUAUAUGGCUCCACACUGGUUCAAAAUACAAACAGAAUUAUAAUGUGAUGUUCCCUCCAUUCUCAUACUUUGUAAAGUUUGUCCAAGAGGAGGCAAAAGCGAGAAACGAUCCAAGUUUUGUGUCGUGCAGCAGCCAACCCCUCAACAAAGGUGAGAGACCACCAUUCAAACAAACUAGCUACAAAUCACCUCUAACUGUAAAUAGAACAGAGGUUGAUACAAGUGCUUCUGCUAGUAUCAGAGAGGAUGAUCUAACACGUUAUUGUCCAGUCCACAAGAAAACGCAUCCUCUAGCCAAAUGUAGAGCUUUCCGGAUCAAACCACUACAAGAAAGACGAAACAUACUCAAAGAACACAAACGAUGUUUUUGCUGUUGUUAUCCCAUGCACACAAUAAAGGACUGCGACCUGAAGGUCAAGUGUGAGGAGUGCCAAAGUGAAAAACAUUGCUCUGCCAUGCACCCUGACACGGGUCAAAUACCCCAGACAGAAAAUGCACCUGAACCAGAGCCUCAGCCCCAUGACAACACUCUACCCAAGGUAACGUCACGGUGCACUGAGAUCUGUGGUGAAGGCUGUCCUCCGCGUUCUUGCUCCAAGGUGUGUCUAGUUCGAGUUUUCCCUAAAGGUCAACCAGAACGGUCUGUUAAGAUGGACGCCAUUCUUGAUGAUCAGAGCAAUUGCUCGCUGGCACGUCCUGAAUUCUUUGAGCUAUUUGGAAUCAAGGGUAGCCCUCUGAAAUACCAUAUGUGAACGUGUGCUGGUUUAACUCAAAUGCUCGGCAGGAAAGCAGUGGGGUUCCAGAUUGAG
Nothobranchius furzeri (turquoise killifish) is the source of this 2406-nucleotide messenger RNA. NCBI's taxonomy places the organism in Eukaryota, Metazoa, Chordata, Actinopteri, Cyprinodontiformes, Nothobranchiidae. The record is from RefSeq and is a predicted model, not a curated record.